UCAGGAAAAAAAAAAAAAAAAAAAAAACAAAUCAAACAAAAAUGCUAUCACAACUCUUUGUUGGUUAGCCUUCAUCUUUCCUUAAAUCUACAGGAUUACUUGUAAAAUUCUUACACUAUGACGGUCAAAUUCCACUCUCUUCUCUUCAUUCUUUCCGCAAUUAUCGCUACUGCACUCUCAAGCGAUCUUCCUUUGUACAGAGAAGCACCGGCAUUUCGAAACGGUGAAGAAUGUCCCAAAACGGCAUGGUCCUCACUACACAAAAAACCACUCAAUCCUUCAGAUGUUAUUCACCUCGCGAUGACUCUCGACUCCACCUACCUUCGUGGCUCAGUCGCCGGCGUCUUCUCCGUACUCCAACACUCCACGUGUCCCGAAAACAUAGUCUUCCACUUCAUCAGCACUCAGCGCCAGCGCCCUGAGUUACACCGCAUCAUCGCCGCCACAUUCCCAUCCUUAAAUUUCCGAAUCUAUAACUUUGACACCAAUCUCGUCAAAGGCAAGAUCUCGUAUUCGAUUCGACAAGCGUUAGAUCAACCGUUGAAUUACGCGAGAAUUUACUUGGCUGAUCUUUUACCGACGGGUGUCGGCCGCAUUAUUUACUUUGAUUCGGACCUCAUAGUGGUUGAUGACGUGGCGAAAUUAUGGAGUAUUAACUUAAGAGGACAUGUGCUUGGCGCACCGGAGUAUUGUCACGCAAAUUUCACAAACUAUUUCACGUCAAAGUUCUGGUCAAACCCGCUGUUUGCGGGGAUUGUUAAAGAGAAAAAGCCUUGUUAUUUUAAUACGGGGGUGAUGGUGAUCGAUUUAUGGAAAUGGAGAGAAGGAAAAUACACAGAGAAAUUGGAGUACUGGAUGAGAAUACAAAAGACGUACAGGAUUUAUGAGCUGGGGUCAUUGCCUCCAUUCUUGCUCGUGUUUGCUGGUGACGUUGAAGAAAUUGAGCACAGGUGGAACCAACAUGGACUUGGCGGAGAUAAUCUUCGAGGAUUGUGUAGAAACGUUCACCCUGGUCCGGUUAGUUUGCUUCAUUGGAGCGGUAAAGGUAAACCUUGGUUGAGAAUUGACGCAAAGAAACCUUGUCCGUUAGAUUACCUUUGGGCCCCCUAUGAUCUGUUUCGUCAUAAGCCCUUGUUCUCUGAUGGUUGAUGAGAAGAUAGUUCAAAUCCAAUAGAAUUAUGUGAAUAUAUUUUGAGUAUAUAAAUAAGUAAAUAUUUUAUGUAUAUUAUUAUAUAAUUAAAUAUUUUUAAAUUAAUGAUAUUUAAUUAUAUAAUAAUAUACAUAAAUAUAUUUUUAUUUGUAUAUUUAAAAUAAAUAAAUAAAGUAUUAUUCUAUUAACAAAUUACUCUGAUCAACGGCCGGGAGUUUUGUUUAAAAUGGGUGGAUUUGAUGAAGGGAACAGUAGGUGGAACACGAAGAUUGGAUGAAGACGUUUGUGGAUGUAAAUGUAUCCUAAUGGGUUUGAUUUUGAUAUAAAAACAGUGGAAAAUAGGGCAGGCUUCAGUCAGGCGGUUCUCCUUUCCGCUUGUUUGGACAAUGUAAA
Molecule: messenger RNA, 1543 nt
Organism: Mangifera indica (mango)
Lineage: Eukaryota; Viridiplantae; Streptophyta; Magnoliopsida; Sapindales; Anacardiaceae
Product: probable galacturonosyltransferase-like 3
Exons: 1
Coding region: 118-1149 (343 amino acids)
Cellular component (GO): Golgi apparatus
Molecular function (GO): glycosyltransferase activity
Source: RefSeq, a predicted model, not a curated record